GUCCGGGAGGGUAGGUUGGCUGCCCCGGCGAGCGGCAGAGCCCUUCUGGACAGCUCCCGCUCACCCAAACAGAAGACGUCGGCGCCAGAGCGGGCUCGGACAUGGCCAGGCAGCGCGCCGGCCCGAGCGGCGGGGCCCGGUGAUCCCUCCCUCCUUCCCCGCCCCCUCCCCUCUCCUGCACGCACGCCCCGUCCGCCCCCACCCCACCCCCACCCCGGGCGCGCCCGCCCGCCCUCAGCCCGGGGCGCACACCCUCACGCACGCUCCCCCUCCACACACUCACGCACUCCUGCACCCUCCCUCGCUCCCGCGGCCGAGCUCCGCCACGCGCGCUUUGCCAGCCCGCCGGCCGCCCCCGCCGCCCCCGCCGCCCCCGGGCCCCGAUGGACUGAAUGAAGGCUGCCUACACCGCCUAUCGAUGCCUCACCAAAGACCUAGAAGGCUGCGCCAUGAACCCGGAGCUGACAAUGGAAAGUCUGGGCACUUUGCACGGGCCGGCCGGCGGCGGCAGCGGCGGGGGCGGCGGCGGGGGCGGCGGGGGCGGCGGGGGCCCGGGCCAUGAUCAAGAACUGCUGGCCAGCCCCAGCCCCCACCACGCGGGCCGCGGCGCCGCUGGCUCGCUGCGGGGCCCGCCGCCGCCGCCGCCGCCAACGGCACACCAAGAACUGGGCACGGCGGCAGCGGCAGCAGCGGCGGCGUCGCGCUCGGCCAUGGUCACUAGCAUGGCCUCGAUACUGGACGGCGGCGACUACCGGCCCGAGCUCUCCAUCCCGCUCCAUCACGCCAUGAGCAUGUCCUGCGACUCGUCCCCGCCCGGCAUGGGCAUGAGCAACACCUACACCACGCUGACGCCGCUCCAGCCGCUGCCUCCCAUCUCCACCGUGUCGGACAAGUUCCACCACCCGCACCCACACCACCACCCACACCACCACCACCACCACCACCACCAGCGCCUGUCGGGCAACGUCAGCGGCAGCUUCACCCUCAUGCGCGACGAGCGCGGGCUCCCGGCCAUGAACAACCUCUACAGCCCCUACAAGGAGAUGCCCGGCAUGAGCCAGAGCCUGUCCCCGCUGACCGCCACACCGCUGGGCAACGGGCUGGGCGGCCUCCACAACGCGCAGCAGAGCCUGCCCAACUACGGGCCCCCGGGCCACGACAAAAUGCUCAGCCCCAACUUCGAGGCGCACCACACUGCCAUGCUUACCCGCGGUGAGCAACACCUGUCCCGCGGCCUGGGCACCCCGCCCGCAGCCAUGAUGUCGCACCUCAACGGGCUGCACCACCCGGGCCACGCUCAGUCCCACGGGCCGGUGCUGGCGCCCAGCCGCGAGAGGCCACCCUCAUCCUCUUCAGGAUCGCAGGUGGCCACGUCAGGCCAGCUGGAGGAAAUCAACACCAAAGAGGUGGCCCAGCGCAUCACCGCGGAGCUGAAGCGCUACAGCAUCCCACAGGCGAUCUUCGCGCAGAGGGUGUUGUGCCGGUCUCAGGGGACUCUCUCCGACCUGCUCCGGAACCCAAAACCGUGGAGUAAACUCAAAUCUGGCAGGGAGACCUUCCGCAGGAUGUGGAAGUGGCUGCAGGAGCCCGAGUUCCAGCGCAUGUCCGCCUUACGCCUGGCAGCGUGCAAACGCAAAGAACAAGAACCAAACAAAGACAGGAACAAUUCUCAGAAGAAAUCCCGCCUGGUGUUCACUGACCUCCAACGCCGAACGCUCUUCGCCAUUUUCAAGGAGAACAAACGCCCGUCCAAAGAGAUGCAGAUCACCAUUUCCCAGCAGCUGGGCCUGGAGCUCACAACCGUCAGCAACUUCUUCAUGAACGCCCGGCGCCGCAGCCUGGAGAAGUGGCAGGACGAUCUGAGCACAGGGGGCUCCUCGUCCACCUCCAGCACUUGUACCAAAGCGUGAUGGAAGGACUCUCAGUUGGGCACAAGUCGCCUCCAAAUGAGGACCACAGAUACCAAAAGAAAAGGCAAAGGAAAAAGACACCGGAUUCUUAGCUGGGGCCCUUCACUGGUGAUUUGAAAGCACAAUUCUCUUGAAACUUCUAUUCUAGCUGUAAUCAUAGGCCAGGUGUUCUUUUUGUUUAUUUGUUUUUAAUGGCUAUGGAGUCCAAGUGCAAGCUGAACAUUAAUCUCUUCGAACCGGACAUUGUCCUCUGAGCGAGCGUGCUAAGCACCCCGGAAACCCCAUUGGGGCCUUCCUGGAGCAAGUCAGUUUCAAUGUGGUGUCAGCCAAGCUCAGGAUUGCUUAGAAUGUCAACAGUCCGACUUUGGGUCCUCUCAGCCUCUUGCAGUCAGAGUUUCCUUGAGUAAUAGUGGGACUUUGGCCUGUGUAGGGACUCUGAGUUUGAGCUCCCAAGAUGCUAUAGUAAGAGAAGAAUCUAGCAACAAGAAUGACCUCGUUUGCUUUCUAAGUGCUUAGCCUCAUCCUACCAUAGUACACUAACGUUCACAGCCAUGACAUAAAAACCAUCAGAAUGACAAUUACUGAGCACAAGUUUUAAAUAAGGAAGUUAAAAAAAAAAAAAAAAUCCGAGGACCUGUUUUUCCAACUCAGGCAUCUUUUUCAUUGAAUGGUUUAGAAAACUUUACAUUGAUCCAGUUUAUGUUUUCCUUUUCCUUACCUCCUGGAAACCUCAUGUGGUCUUGGAUCCAUCAAAGGAAAAAAAAAAAAUCAGUUCACUUGAGCUCAAAAUAUCAAGCACAACGAAGAUAAACAGAGAAUUAAGGAAGGUUCUAAAUUCGCCGCAUCUGGAUUUUCAAGACGCCAAUUGUGAAGUCAUUAGAGAAUCAUUGGGAAUUAUGGCUUCAAGCACAUUUUGCAGUUUGCUACAAAUUCUGUUUGUACAUAAUGCAGAUGCACACUCAGGAGGCCAGUUUAACUGUUACGGUACGUGGAGCAAAUGCAGCAUUUUAAAAGAUCUAGAUUUUUUUAGAUCAUUAACGUAUCCUUCUUGGUUAUCCAUCCAUCACCUGGUUCUUCCUGUUGUCCAUUAUGAUCACCACAUAAUACAUUCUCACUCUUUCAGAUUUGGGUUGUCCCCUCAUCCAUCCCAUUGGUUAGGGACGUUUUCAGUGUUUCCUAGCAAGGAAAAAAGAAAUCAUUCAAACCACCACACGUGUUCCUCAUAAGCGUCAUCUAGUCUGGAAUCUCUUCCAUUGUUGAAUCAUCCUCACAUAACAGCUGAAUAAAUCUGGGGAAAACACAGCACACCAAAGAAGCAGAAUACUGCAAACCAAAGACAUUUAUUACUUGCCAUUUUCUAGCCUAAAAAAUACUGUGAUUACUUUUAGAAGUCAGAAAACCUCUGCAACUCCAAAUGGCAUUCAGCUCUUGCAUUUGGCUCACCAUCAGGCCGAGCGGACCGGCUACACCAAGGACAUUAGCCAAGCCACCCAGUGAGUGGCUUUCUGGUUCCUGGCUGUCACCUUCCCACAACAAGCAGGAGAGCGCCCACAGAACCCUGGGAGAUUGCAAAGGUCACCAUGUGCAUACUUACCAGUGAAUGGCCCCAGGUGGGCACCACGGGGGUGUUCAAAGCAAGACAAACGCUGCAGUGAUUCUUUACAGACACUUGAGACUGACUUUUUUUUAUGAAUUACUUAAUCGAAACCAAAGAAACUUUUUCUGCACCUACUUCUGCAACAAACAAAACUGUCCCAUUAAAAUGAAUAAAGAAAUAAAGACGUAAAUCAAUGAAAAUCACCACCAACAAGAAGGAAGCACGCCAGAAAAAAAAAAAAAAGAAACAGAAAAACAGCGAGACACACUGUGUUCAAACAGACCUCUUGGGACAUUUUUUGGAAGCAGAUUUUAAAGAAAGGGUUGAGACAGGAAUAGAAAUAAGGAAAAGCGUCCGUGGCUGCUGCUUCACUUGACAACUCACACGGUAAUCUUAAAGUUGAAGAUUGUCUUUAAUUUGUGCCUAUGCAGUUUUUCAAAAGAACACGGAACAGAGCAACAGAAACCUCAACAGCUACAAUACCAAAGAUGAGGAUUUCUCACACCUUUUGUUUCAGUUCAUUAUCUCCUCUUGCCUGGCUUAAAUACUAAUAGCGCCAUUGAUCUGUGUAAAGGUAAUCAAUUUUGUUUCUGAGCAACAAAAGGAAAGGGUCAUUUAUUUGAUUUUAUUGUUUCCCUUUAACUUUGUUUUACGGCUUUCUACCCAACAUGGAAUCUCUCAAGAGGUUCCAUGGACUCUAAGUUUAGGAUGUUGGGAUACUGAACACUUCUCUCUGCUCUGCAGAGGGUGGGGAAUACCGUUGUCACUUGAAUGUUCUUUUGCUUAACCCUUAGUCUUGGUUCCUUCUAUGUUCAGAGUCUCAUCAUCAGGGGAGGAGAGGGGAGUAGGGGUCAGGGGUAGGGGUCUUGGUGACACAUCCUCUCCCGAGCCACAGAACCAAAGAAUUUAUAGAGGAAAUGACGAGCCUCGUCUUCAUGUUAUUGCUACAUCCUAACAGGGCUUCAUUUGGGGGUGGGGGGAAACAUGUAAAAAUAAUUGUCAGUUUCUACUUUUCUAUUAGCUUUUUAAAAAUCAGCUGUAAAGUUGCAUUUCUAAAGAAAGAUAUAUAUAUAAUAUAUGAAUACAUAUAUAGAUUCAACUUGACAUUGGUAAUAACCCCAAAUUAUUGCUGUCCAAAUUCAUGUCUUGUUUUUAUCAAGUGCUUCAUUUCUUAAGUAUUCAAUUCAGAAUUUUGCUCAUUUCUCCUACCAUCCCAGAGCACAUUUGCUGCUGUGGAUGAUUUGGAGUAUUUGGAUUUCUGCAAGAAUUCCUGGGAAAGGUUGAAAGUCCAGUUCAAGCGUUUCACUAUUCAACCUGUUGAUGAAGGAAUCCAUGGUAGAAGUGAGUUUUAUUUGUGUUUUGAGUCAUCUCUGUUCUAUGCCUCAACCAUGAUCAAGGUGGUGAGUGAGGUCCAUCAAACAGACCUGGGCCGUGGCCAGUGGGGUGCUCGUCUUCUGUAAGUGCUGGGAAAGCUUGGUGGUCCAUUCCCACCAGUUACAGAGAUGAGACCAGCCCAGAAAUCUGUUCUCCAGGAACUUGCCUGCGUGUCCCAUCAGGGUGUUCCAGAUCCCCCUCAGUGAGUAGAUCCACCAAAGAGACUUCUCAUAUGGGAAGUCCAACUCCUGCUGCAGUGGGUUGAUCAGGUUUCCUCAGGGUGGUAAUUACCAAUUCGUUUAGACAAGCCUGUGUGCAACCACAGCUGGCACUGGGGUGAGGCAGUGGUGUUGGGGGGUGGAGUGGGGUCUCAGUCCUGGAGAGAAAACACAAAGCAGGGUUUGGGGAGAAUCAUGGAGUUCUGCCCUUGGGAGCCCCAUUGUCCAUUGUGCCACCUCCUUGCUCCCACCAUGCAUGUCUGUCUCCCUUUGCAAGGGCAGCAGCCAUGGAGCCAUGACAGAGACUUUCCAUGGCUUUUAUAAUUCUUCCUACCUGGGGAUGUUCCUUUGACUUUGCCCUGUGUCUUUUUGUCUCUUGUUCAUACUCCAUGUCUCCUUUGUCAAAUGACCAAGAAAAGAGCAUAUUUCAGCAUGGGAACAUUCCUAUGGGUUGGUAAAAAUGAAUUUCACCUUGGGUAUUUCUAAAUGAAUGCUUGUGACUCGUGGCCAGUGGAAAUGGUUGUUCUUCUCGAGAUUGGAUUGAGGAACCAAACCUGCUUGGUGUGGUUAGUGAUUCUUUGGCAUGCUAAUCUCAGCAUUUGGGUCUCUGGCAUCCUCUGAAGAUGUCUGAGCCAAAAGAGGCUGCCUCUGUGGCCUGAGACUUCAACCCUGGUCAAAUCAGGUAUAGACACAUACUCUCUCAGUGUUCCUGGUGACCAGAGGAAGGUGUCAAAUGUAAAAACGGCAAGAACUUCCUUCCAAGGACUUUUGAUGAAUGUCUCAUACCAGGUAAUGCCAUACAGAGAGAAGUGCUUGCUUCUAAAAAAUAUAUAUACAUACAUAUAUAAAUACCUGCAUGUAUCUAUAUAUUUAUGUAGCAAAAAGUUAACCCCUACAGAAUUCAAUUUGUUAAAAAUCUAAAAGAAGGAUUUCCCUUGUGGCUUAGCAGGUUAAGGAUCCAGCAUUGUCACUGCUAUGGCUCUGGUCACUGCUGUGGUGCAGGUUCCAUCCCUGGUCCAGGAACUUCCACAUGCUGCAGGCAUGACUGAAAAAAAAAUAAUGAAAGAAAAAACCCCUAAAAACUGGAAGGUAAUGGAAUUUGACCAAGUAAGUGUCCUCAAGCAUUUAAAAACCUAUUUUAAGUUAAUAAUUUCAGGAAAAAAAUUUCUCUUUGGAGUUGGUUAUAGUUUACAAUCCAUUUCCUCAAUCCAAGAAAAAUUCCCAGUGUGUCUCAGCCAUCAGUAAUGAAAAGGGCAGUGAGAAGGGACAGUUCUGAACCAAAAUUCACAUUCUCGAGGCAACAGAAAUCCAAAGGUUAUUGAGUGGAAAGUACUUUUAUUUCUUUAGGGAAAUAGAUUUGCUUUACUUUUGUUUUCAAAGUGAUUCUGGUACUGUGGUUAUAAUCUUUCAUUCCAGGAAAUUUUUAUUAAAGAAAGAGCCAAUAUAUUUCUUUUCUAAAAGAAAACAGCAACAACAAUAAAAACUCAUCCACAAUAUUUAAAGGCUUUUCCAAAAUGUGAAAUAGCAUGUAGGUUGUACAGGUGAGAAUGAGGCAUGAAGGAACCAGUGUGACACUUUGGAGAAAUCAAAGCAUUGCCUCUGCAGUCUCUUUUCCUGCAGGCUCUUGGCAAUCGUGGGCUUUGGAAGUUCAAGCUGAUUUUUAUUUCUAGCUAAAGUAAAACCAAAAUUAGGAAGAUCAAUUUGGUACACACACACACAAUUUUUCUCAGUCAAACAACAUAUUUCAAAGCCAAUCAAAUACCUUUUAGAUGAUUGACCAUUUUACUUUAUCUAUGCUAGGUGCCCACCUAUCCGUGCCAAUAAGUUAAAGUUGAACAGAUUUUUUAAAAAAUUAUCACUACCACCCAGGUGCAGAGGGGACAGUUUCCCACUGUUGAAAAUGCUGGUGGAAUUACACAAGUGUCUAUUUGACUAUCGUUACUAAAGUGUCAUGACAGUAUACCUUUGUGGUGAACUCUGAAAUCAGGAGGUUGUAUAGUAGAGAUUUUAAAAAAGAGAAAAAUAACAGGCUCGGUUCCAAUGUUGUUGAAGAAUAAUGGAGUAUAUGGAAAAAACAAAAAACAAAAAUCAGAGAAAAAGAGACAGAUACGUGUGAUCAAGGUUGACCCCAAAGCCCAGACACACAUACUGUGACAAUAACUGUCAUGGUUCCUAACAGAUCAGAGUUGAUUUUUUGUUGUUGUGGCUGAUGCCUUGGGAUUCAGACUUGUUAGGAAGAGAGAGUGGAAGAUGGCAGACAGAGAAGGGGUAGAGCUGGUAUCCCUACAACAUUCUGAUGUUUACCUGUAAAACUGGAGAGAUUAAUAAUUUUGUAUGUUUAGCUAAGAGCAAGUCACCUCUAAAACAGCAGGAAAUUCUAGCUUUCGAAUAAGGCCAAGAAACCUUCUCUAAAGGAAGAAGGUGCACCCAGAUUGCUGUAUAAAUCUCCUAAGUUAAUGACAUUGACUUUAAAUAUGGAUGUUCUAAUGCCUAUUUUCUACCUAUGAUUUGUUUCUUUCCAAAGGCAGGGGAAAGGCAGACUGUAUUUGUUUUAGAAAGUCUCAGAAUGGGUUAUAAAAUAUAAAAAUAAUUAUUAAAAUAACAUAGGGCCUUACAUAAGUAGAUACAGAUCUAACAGUUGAGACUGCCAGGCUAGUGCAUAAAGCCCAUGGGGACCAGAAAUGGUCAUUGUUCUGUUACCAAAAAGGCUCUGUUGAGACUGAGGCAGAUUAGGGCUAAAGCCUAAGCUUUCCUUACAGGUUUUUUAGUUUGGUUGCCUGGAAUUAACCAGCUAAUUCUUUUUUAGUGGGGCACAGGUGUAUAGGGGGAAAAAGAUAUUGCCACAGGUCUGUCUGUUCAUUCCCUAGAAGUCUUCCACUCUGUUCCAUUAGCAGCAGGCAUUUCCCACAGCAUAAACUCUGGUAGGUAAGUUUGCCUAAACCUUAUAGAGUCUGUCAGCUUGGAUGUAUACAGGUUUAGAUACAUCUUUCGAACAUAUCUUCUCAUGUAUGUCCCUACAGCAACACACAUUGCCUAUGAGUGUGUAAAUUGCAGACACGUGCACAGGCACCUGCAUCCAUCCAUCCACCCAUAAUGUCCUCUGUUACAAUAAACACAUUUUAAAUGAUCAUUUAACAUGUAUGUGGUACUUCUGCAAUGUCCAUUGUUUUUAUUAUUUAUUGUAACAUGGAAAACUAAAGUGCAGGAAAGAAAAAAAAGUAUCCCAGCAUCUUCCUUCUGUGCACUUGGAAUUACUUUCUUUUGGGCACAUCCAAGAUAAACUCAACUUUCAAGAAAACUUGGAUAUUAUUUAAUCAUCUUUGCAAGAAUGACACAUGUGCUUGAUGACUUCGGUUGAAUAGCUUUAUUCUGGAUCUCUCAUAACUAAAGCUAAAUCCAAAGACCUGAAAAAGGACACACACCAAAAAAAAAAAAAAAAAAAAAAAAAAAAGAGAGAGAGAGAGAGAGGAAAAAGAAGGAAAAAAUAGCAAAAUAAAGUGCAAACUAAUAAGGAAAAAGUGGGCUCUGGUUUCCAGGGUUGAGACGAUAGUGAAGUGGUCUUGUGGUUACACCAGCUAGAGGGGGGAAAUGGUGAUUUUUUUUUUUCAUGCUUGUCAAUUAAAAUGGUCUUUAUGAACAUGAGACAGUUUAGAGGUUAUAAUUUCCUACUUUAUUUUUAUUUAGGCUAUCGAAAGAGGCUAUACAUUUUGUCCAUCAAAAAAUGAAGACAGUCAAAAGAAACUUUUUUUUCUUUUAUUUCUUUGGGUUAUGACCCAACAAGCUAAGUACAAUUAAUGUAAUUAACUUAUUUAAAUUAGCUCUUAGCACAUAAAUGUAUAGGAUUUUGGUAAUUAUUUAAUCAUCUUUCUUUACUUUGAUUUUGUUCUUUGUGGUUAUUUAUCAAAAUCUAAACCAUUGGUGCAUCAGAGAUGCAAAAUCCCUUUUAGAAUUCCCUUGAAAGUUAGUUUGCUUUAUAAAGCAGUGAAAUUCUGUUACAGACAGGGAAGAAAUACAGGUUACAAAAAAAAAAAAAAAAAAAAAAGGUAUUUUUCCUUCUUGAAUUAACUUUGAAAAUAGUUUAAAUAACAGUUAUUAAAUUAUUUAAUUUAAGUUCGCAGCCCCACUUGGUACCAGGCGAACUUCAUCUUUUAAUUAUUGGGCCUCAGAGCCUUCAUAUUGUAACUUAUUUAUUUAACUUAUUCAGCAUCUGCAAAAGAUGCACUAUAUAGUUUAUAUUUUUUAUUUAAAACAACAGCAUUGCAGUUUGUUUGCUGUCAGGACAACAGAGCAAAGUUUGUGGACAAGCAAUGACUAUUCAACCUGAACCUGUGCAUUCAGAAAACAUAAGCCGAGAGACCCUGCUCCACCAGCUUGGAUUUCGGGGCUUCUAUACAGAAACUGGAAAAAUAAAUUUUAAAAAAUCAGAACAGCAAAAAGAGAAACCCUUACACUAGCUGCUUCCAAGAAUGAACUCUGUGUGUGUAAAACAACAAAACAAAAAAGGAAAAAAAAAAAAGCAGAAAAAAGAAAAAAAAAAAGGAAAAACUUUCUAUUUCUAGUGAGAACCAAAGAAGGCUACCUCACUGACUUUUUCCAUUUGUAAUUUUAAUCGUGUUGAUGACACCAAAGAUACCAAAGAUUUCUUUCUCUGUGCGGUCUGCAUUUUGCUUGUGCUCUUUUUUAAUUUUAACUAUUAUCUCUGAUAUAUGGUAUGUACAGCCACAGCUCAGAUACCCCAAAGAAAUAGUUAUCUAUGCGACGGUGGCUGCUAAUUUGGAAAGGGAUAUUUUCUGUGUUUCUCUCAUUUGUUCACUGUCCCCUCUACAUAUUCAGGACAUGAGUUCAGAUGCUGCUGUAAUUCCUUAAAUUCCAAUUCCAAAUUGGUGAAGAAACUCGUUGAAAGUGGCCUUCAGUCCCAGCCACGACCUCUGUCCCCACUUUGGAGCUAUCACAGUCAAGUUUUCCAGUGAUUGGGCCAUAGAAAUUCUACUCAUUAAAGAGUACAGCCAGAAGGGGCCUUAGGACUCUUUUAUCCAGCCCUGAGCCCUGGAGGAGUGAAGUAGUUAUCGAAGGUAAAUAACUAUCCAGGGGCGAAGCCCAGACAUGCCUCCUGCCUCCUGCUCCAUUGCUGUGCCCUUUGCUCAAUGCUGCCUCUGCAGGUGGUGGGCCGUGUGUUGGCAAAGAGGAAGGUGGCAAUCCUUUAGCAGUGAGGAGGACCGUGGGCUUGUCAUGUAUUUUCACUCUAUAUAAAUAUUCACAGGCAUUUUGGUGUCUGUCUAGUUAGAAUCUCAACAUAAAGUCACAUAGGUUGAGUUGCAUGUAAAAGUGGCCAGCCUUGACUUACUAGAGGUCAUGGAAGGGUUUUCACCCUGGAAGUACACAUUGAUCCAGUGUGAUCACUGUUGAACCUCCCCUUUCCAAAGUGGUAUCUAUAUAAUCUUCUAACUCAGUGAGAAGAGAAAGUUCAUUCUUGGUCUGUUGGAUUGAAUUAUUCUGAGUAUCUUAGGUCAGUAUUUGUCAGAGAGAGAGAAUUUGAUCACCCUUUACACACGUGACAUUUAAGCUGUUCAGCUUUUUCCUUCUCUUGACUUUUACACAUUGAUAGAUCAUUUCUAGGACAACACUGUAUGAGAGAAGUUUAAGCCUUUUAUCAUUGGAUAAUGAGAAAUUAUUCAUUGUAAACAAAAGAUGACUCCAAAAUUUCAGAGGGAUAAGCCAGUUUAAGAAAUGGAUAUUUUGAGUUGCUUCUCUCUUCCCUUCUUACUUACAAAAUUAGUCUUAAAUUUAUUUUUAUUCCGUUAAAUGAUUAAAUCACUAUUAAGAUUCAUUCAUCAGAGUGAUUUGCCUGUUAGCCAAUGAGUCAUUCUCAGCUUUUGACCAAAUGGGUUCCAGACAUACGCAAAGAUCAGCCUCUAGCCUGUAUAGUUCUUUAUUGAGUCUAGUAUUUUGCGUUUCAUGCACUGCAGUUCUCUUUGAGCUUUUAAAGGACCAUUUAGACAAAGAAGCUAAGAAGGGAAGAGACCAGGCAGCUCAUCCAGUCCAUGCAUCCACAGGGUGUAGUUAGCAGAGGAAUUCAGAAGAUAGGUUGACAGGCCUUAAGAAACACUCACGUAUCCCCUUUCUCUAGUUUCCAAGCACUAUACUGACACAUGUGAGAGUUCUCUCCGUCCAAACAAGCUCAGAGUUCCAUCUUCCCCCGACUCCUCAUGCCAAGCACAUGUGUAAGGCCCACCUUCCAAACAGAUUUGGUUUUCUUCCCAAAUUACUAUUGGAAGCAGAAUUCUCCACAUACCUGGGAGACACAACAAAGAAGAUCUGGUCACUGAGCAGCAGAGCGCUUCUUUGUAAGCAAACACCACCCUCCCCAGCCUUCCGACCAUCACGCACCUAGAAGAGGGAACCUAGAGAGACCAAUGGCAGCCUGAACACAGAAAACAUCCCCGAUUGGCAGACCCCUCCUCAGUAAUCCCCCCCUCAGCCUCAUGCUUCACUUGCAAAGUGUGAUGUAACCACGGGACGAGUGCCUUGCUUGAACCAAAGCAACGAUUUAGCCAGUCUGGACCUCUCUGUGCUUUUUUUAAUCCUUCCUGUGAAUACCUCAGCUUCCACUGGGCCUCCAUACAGUAAAUUGGUGGGCUUAUUGUACUGUGGUGCUUUGCAAUGCAACCCUGCAAAGAACAAGGUUUGUACUAAUACCAAAGGUCCUUUCUCUCUGUCUCCUUCUGCCUCCCCUGUUCUCCCUUUUCUAGUUCUUCAUGGUUCCAAAGCUUUAAUAUGAACCUGGGCAUGUUGGCAAUGCAGACCGCGCAAUUCCUUACCGAAUUUUCUCAGAUAUACCUCAUAGAUAAUAGUGUUUAGAGUAAUGUUAUUAUAGCGUAUGUAAUAAAUUAUUCACUGUUUCUUUUGGUAACUGUGAUUUAAAAAAAGAAAAAAGAAAAAAAAAGCUUUAUACGUUUUAGGUUGUGCUUUUGUAAUAGAUGAAAAGGUGCGCUUAAAAAAAUGUAUGUUCUUUUUUUUCCCCCUUUGGAUUUUAUUUAUUCUGGAUUGGGGAAAGUUGCAGAAUGAGCCCAAAGUUUACAGUUUCAUAUUUUGCUGAAGAAACAAUCUGUGUUCAUUUGCUCUGUUGAGAAAAAAUUAUUAUUUUCUACAUUUGUGCUACUUGGUCUGAACAAUUGUUCUGUGUUAACAGUGUAGUAUUAUAAUUAGCAACUGCCAAUCAGUGCUAUAAUUUUAUGCAUGAGGCUAAAAAUUUAGCAGUGUGAUGCAUUGUGGUCUUAAUAGCAACAUUUUUCAUUUUGAACUAGAUCUUCCCCUUUGGUUCAAUGGACUUUAUUUAUGCAUGAGCGCCGAUUGUUCGUUAGCGGUUGUGAACAGUUGUGUAUACAUUAAACUGUGAAAAUGUGCACAGUUCAGCCUCAGACAGUGGUAAUAUUGGUUUUACUGGGAGAUGUCUCACCUCGAAAAUACUUUGACCUCUGUUGGGAUUUCAAGAUGAGUCAAAUUUUAUGAGAAGGGUCAUUCCAAGUUUGAAUUUGCCAACUCAAGUUGUAUCACUCCAUUCGAGAGGGGUUUGGAAACAAGCAUUGAAAAACAAUGCUGCAUUUUUAAUUUCCACUAAAAAGAGUCAGUUUGGCUUUAUGUUCAUGACCUGAGACCUACCUGGCCAUGUGUAUGGAGAUGUAAAUUCAUCUGGUUCUCGCCUCUCCUAGAUCAUUGCUUGGGAAUGGCCACCUUGAUUGUGCUUGGUUUCUGGGAAGGAUACAAAAGUAUUUUGUUGUCAGGUAGACACUCAAACAGCAUCAAUAUCAGUAAUUAUUCUCUGACUUUUCUGUCCAUUCUCCUGGAAAACUCCACAAACCAUUCCGGUGAUUUGGGCAAAAAUAGAUGGCCAUUCCCACAGCGUCACCUGUGUAACUAUACCAUGGUUUUUCUUCCCUAGAGAGAUGAUUCUAACUUCCUCUUUCCUGCCCAACAAUGUUACAUCUGUCCUAAAGGGGGUAUAAGAAGUUUUGAAACCCAGUUUAGGAAAACCAUCUUUGUUUAAACGCCCUAAUUAUCUGAGGCCUCACGUGCAGUAGAUUGGGCAAACUCGUUCUUUCUAUAUUUGGGUUCUGAGACCCAUUCUCAAGUUUCAUACCUAUUCCCCAAAUCAAUUUGCUUGACAUAAAGCCAAAUCAACUGCCACACAUACUUUAUUUUGCAUAGGAGUGCAGCUUGGGAAACAGCGAUGGGAAACCAGCAGUCUGCUAUGCACAAUAUUGGAUAUCACCAUGAGUAAAGCAUUCCUAUCACCUGUCAAUGAGGAUAUAUUGGGAAUGGGCUUUCAUUAAUAAUACAAAGAAACAUUUUUAUUUGGCCUUAUAGAUUGUGAUAAUGAAAGCUUUGUAAUAUAUAGUCUUUUUUUUAUUUCUCCCUUUACUAAUCUGCCAAAGAUGGGAAUGGAUAUAAGAAUUCUAAGUUUUGUAAGACAGUUAAUGAUUGUAAUAGUGUUUAAUCUUCCAGAAAGCUUUACAUGUUCUUCCGCAAUAAACCAAAUCGAUGUUUGAUUCAGUCAAGUUCUCCUCACACUCACAAAUCCGUACACUCUUCCUCUUAAUGCUGAUACUGUAGAAUCUACAAAGUUCAAAUGUAUUUUCGAUCCAAAGUAAACAGAGGAGUGUCUGAGACACGAGUGUGCCCAAAGCUUUUUAUUACGAGAGAUGCAUGGGUCUGGCUCAGUAGGAUUUGCCAAGAAGACUUGUCUUACGAAACUCGAGGUAUAUUUUGUUAUGCCAUUUUAUGUCCUUCUUUUUUUUUUAAUUUUGUGGAAAGUGAUAUGUUGAAUCAAGUGUAAGCUGAGUUUUCCAGACAACUGAAGUAGCUACAUCGUGAAUGUUAUUUUGUUAUUAAAGGGUUUUUACUCAAUGCUUUGUGCCAGUGGAUGUCCUUUUCCUUGGAGACACAGAACUAUGGAAUUACCUCAGCUGGGCCUGGAUUUCACUUCUUUUCUCAUGUGAGAAUGUGGGCCUGGCCUGGGAAAUGAAAGCUCAUGGGCUAGAAAAUUUGGGCUCUAGGAAGAGAUCUCCAUAACUAUCAGCUUUGAAGAGAGCUGGGUCCAAACUUUCUGACCUCACUUCCUCUUGCCCCCAACACUUCUCUGACAUCCUUGGGCCUUAAACACAUGUCAGCAUGAAGGCAGAGGCCAUUCUGACAGGAAAGGUGAGGAAGAGAAAACAGCAAUCCUCAAUCUUCUGUUGCCUGCCCACCAGGCACUCUCCUGUCCUCAAGCUGGGCUCCACUGGCCAAGGUUGUCGUGGCCUAUCUGCUUGCUUUACCUGGGCCAUUGCCUUGACUGCUGCAGAGGCUCCAGGUUCCCAUGAUCUAUCUGGUGGGGCUGUUUCAAACCAGAAUCACCCUUAUUCCUCUUCCUCUGCAUCCCAGUUUAGCUAGUCUGUAACUUUUGCAGACAAUUAUUUGGAAAACGAAUGUAUGAAUGGAUUUUUCUGUUUUUUUUGUUUUUUGUUUUUUUUCUGGUUUAUAUUUUGGCUAUUCCCAGUUCUUUGAUCUGGAAAACAGAGAGAAAAGGAGACCCUUGUGCCUCUCUGAGAGGGCCAUGCACAGUGUCUUCCUUACAGGACAGGCUGAACCACAGCUAUUAAGCCAAACAAGACAAUGGCCCAGCAAUGCCUACUUUACCUCUGCUUGAAAGUCUCUUCAAAAAGCUGUUCAACUGGUGGGUUUCCUCCCAUCUCCCUUGCUUUAACCCAGUGUGGCACCUAGCUUAAGAGUUGGGUUACUAUCUAGGAAAUUUUUUUGGUUUUGUUUUUGGUUUUUUUUUUUGGGGGGGGGGGUUCUAAUUAUGGUAAACUUGCCUGGGAAGCAAGGUUAAGUCUUCGAAGACCAUCUAGCUGUUCAAUCUAGUCAUAACAUUAACAGAUACUUCCUUGAAGCCAAAUAUUAUUUCCUUUCUUUACUAUGUCCUUUUGUGUUACACAAGUCUAAAUGGGGCCAGCAAUCUUCUUACCAUGAAAGACAUCUGGCAAAUUGGAAUUCUGAAAAUAAGAGGACAACCUUCAUGUUGACAAAAUGAUAACAACUGAAUUUGGCAGGCAGGGACUUAGAUGAUACAGGUAUACUCUUGGUGCUGGUUUCUCUUUAAUCCAUAUCUCCAGUCACCACCAACUCUUGCUUUUUUUCCCCCCUCAAUCCUAGACCAGUUCAGUCCCUUUUCCCCUGAUCUCAGAUGCCAAAGAAUGUCAUGGACAAAGAUGAUUAGGGACUGACCAACAUUUCAAUUAGUUCUCCUCUUCAUCCUUUGCUUUUCUCCAAGAAAAUGUUUUACUGGACAGCAGAGAAAGAGCCUGGCCAGUUUCUUUGAUCCUUCCUAUUCUUAUAUUUCUACCCCAAUUAAUGUUGAUUGGUACAGGUGCUGCAUGUUCUUUAUUGGUCAAUGAAUUUUUACUAGAAGAAUAUCCUCCCACCAAAGUGAGUGAGAACAAAUUCCCGUAUCUUCUCUUUCAUUAUUUUUUGUUCUCAGGAUUGAGAUAGUUUAGGCUGUUUUCUCACUUUUGGCCCUCACUUCACAGGUGUUCAUUUCAGGUAUUAAAAAACACCUUUUAAUUUCACAUGCUGGCCUGUGGGCUUGAAUCCUUUUGUCCAACCUCUUGGUUGCUUUAUGGUUUUAAAGCCAACUAUAAAAUGAUGGAAGAAAGAAGAGGGAAAGAGAGAAGAAUUUGCCCCAGUUCUAUUUAAAGUUUUAAGAUGGAAAGAAAAGACCCAUUAAGCCAUGGGAAAAUGGCUAUACCAUGGUUAACCCUCCCUGUCAGAGCCUAUACUCUACCAAGUGGCUUCUAGGUCAACUUUUCCAGACACUCAGCCCUUUAUUAGAAAUUCAGGUACCUUGCAUAGGUCUCUAUCUAGAUUCCAAGAUGACAGGUGAUCACAAAGAGCUACAUACAUUCUUCUUGUUCUGUUUCCUUGCUUUUACAGAUAUUAUCUCCAAGAAAAUCAUAGGGGAAAACUUUAAAACUUUUAUCUUUAGUCAGUCUCCUUGACAUCACCUCUCAUACUUAAAAAUAAGGAAAACACACUCCUAAAUUUGCACUCCCUUCUAUUUUGAGAAAGAAAAUGCCCACACUAGUAAUCCACAUUCUUAUUUUCUUUUCACCCUUAGCUAUAUUUCCAAAGCAUAUUCUAACCCAGACUUUGCCCUAUCUCAGACAUGUUAAGUCAGACUGUGCUGAAAGAUUUCCCAGGGAUGGUCAACAGGGUAUGUGUUCACAGUCUGCCCUGAAAUCCUGGUGAGGAUGAGGAUUACACAAAAUUAUCAGGGGACUGCUCACCCUUGAUAAGCUCCCAGUCCUUUGGAAGAUUUCUUUGAAUGUUAACUGCCUUUUCAAUUUUGCUCAUUUCCCACCCUGAUGUUUUGUCUGCAAUAUUGCUUACACUGGAUUCUUUCUAUUUUUAUUCCUAUCAUUAAAUGGUAGUGCUGUAAAUUCUGCAAUUAAUGUCAAAUAAACUGCUUUCAUUCA
Molecule: messenger RNA, 16609 nt
Organism: Sus scrofa (pig)
Lineage: Eukaryota; Metazoa; Chordata; Mammalia; Artiodactyla; Suidae
Gene: ONECUT2
Product: one cut homeobox 2
Biological process (GO): regulation of transcription by RNA polymerase II
Cellular component (GO): nucleus
Molecular function (GO): RNA polymerase II cis-regulatory region sequence-specific DNA binding; DNA-binding transcription factor activity, RNA polymerase II-specific
Source: RefSeq, a predicted model, not a curated record